GAGGUAAAUCCUCCGCGUGUGACAUCGCCCCGCCCCCCGCUUUGGCGACCCGGUUCGGCCCCGGCAGCCAUGGCCGCACCUGACGGCGAUUCCCCUUCGCCCUCCUCAUCCUCCUCAUCAUCCUCCUCAUCAUCGCCGCCUCGCUGCGUCCUCGUCUUCAGCGGGAAGAGGAAGUCGGGCAAGGACUUCGUGACGGACUCGCUGCGCGGAAGGCUGGGAGGAGACGUGUGUGCGAUCCUGCGACUGUCUGGACCCCUGAAGAGCCAGUUCGCCAAGGAGCACCGGCUGCAGCUGGACAAGCUGCUGGACGCGAGCGACUACAAGGAGCGCUACCGGGGGGACAUGAUCCGCUGGGGCGAGGCUCGUCGAUCCGCCGACCCCGGCUUCUUCUGUCGACUGGCGACGCAGAGCGACGGGGCGCGGUGCCCCGUGUGGUUAAUCAGCGACGCGCGACGCCGCUCGGACGUGGAUUGGUUCGCUCGCCACCACGGCGCGGUCACGCGCACCGUGCGGGUCUCGGCCUCCGACGACACGAGGCGGAAGCGAGGAUGGGUGUUCACACCAGGGAUCGACGACAUGGAGUCGGAGUGCGGCCUGGAUUCCGGAGUGCAGUGGGACUGGAACAUCCGGAACGACGGAUCGGACGGCGACCUGGACUCUCAGCUGCAGGAGAUUUUGAGUCACGUGGAGCUGCAGCUCGGGAGCUGACGAAACGCGUGGCACCAUGGCCUCUCGUCGUCGCCCAAGGUCCCCCCCCCCCCCCUCGUUGAUUUGCACGGCCACUGCUGCUGCCCUGCCCCGCCCUGCCCCG
Petromyzon marinus (sea lamprey) is the source of this 811-nucleotide messenger RNA. RefSeq names its product phosphomevalonate kinase (gene PMVK). Gene Ontology annotation, cellular component: cytoplasm. The record is from RefSeq and is a predicted model, not a curated record. Gene Ontology annotation, molecular function: phosphomevalonate kinase activity. NCBI's taxonomy places the organism in Eukaryota, Metazoa, Chordata, Hyperoartia, Petromyzontiformes, Petromyzontidae. Gene Ontology annotation, biological process: cholesterol biosynthetic process; isopentenyl diphosphate biosynthetic process, mevalonate pathway.